Molecule: messenger RNA, 3035 nt
Organism: Metschnikowia bicuspidata var. bicuspidata NRRL YB-4993
Lineage: Eukaryota; Fungi; Ascomycota; Pichiomycetes; Serinales; Metschnikowiaceae
Product: ribosome dissociation factor GTPase
Exons: 1
Coding region: 462-2741 (759 amino acids)
Biological process (GO): translation
Molecular function (GO): GTP binding; GTPase activity
Source: RefSeq, a predicted model, not a curated record
CGGAACCUCUCUUUUUAGCGCCGCCAAUAUGGAUGACGACUACGAAAACUACUCUGGAGAAGACGAGUUCAAUGAGGACGCCUUGAACAACGCGGACUACGAUGCCUUAUAUGCCGCCCUCCCCGAGGCGAAGGCCCAGCUACAGUCGUACAAUCCGCAGAUCCAGGACCUCGAUAUCAAAGAGGCCCUCUACUACAACUACUUCGAAAUCCCCGCUGCGCUCGAGGAACUCAAAAGCAAGUUCCCCCGAAAAAAAGGUAUGUUAGUGUUGUCGUUUUUACCCCCUGUCUUUUUUACCGCCCCUUCUUGUGGCGCUCACGGAGUGCCGCUCCGUCGUCUCUGAUUCUUGUCCUCUGUACUACCUGAGUUCUAGGUCCGCCAGCGCCGGGUGUCCGUUUCUUCGUUCCAAAUUUGCUAAUACAUUAGAGGAGCUCCCGCCGCCGAGGUUGUCGAAAUUGGCGAUGCUAGCGAAACUGAGGGCCGGGGCCGCCGCGCCCAAAGCGGGCCUAGAUCUCAGUGGUUUUGUGGCCCGGCGUCCGGCAAAUCCGCCGGCAACGUCCGGAACGAGCAGGGCGUCUGGGCUCGCGGCACUAGCGCUGGCCCGGGCAAAACCGGGUGCCAACGCCGGCCAAGGCGAGCCGACCCCGCCGCUUUUGGAGGCGGCCGCCGGGGUGCCGAAAGACUCGAGAUUGGGCCUGCUUGCCAAGCACGGCCGGGCCGCGCCAGGCGCCGUUGGCCUCGCGGCCGCGGAUGCAGGCUCUGCGAUUGGCCGCCCGGGCAAAACUCAGUUGUUGCGGAGAGCCAAUGGCGGCGGCCUAGAGCUAAGGCGCAGGCUCGAAAAGGCCAAGCAGCAGCAGCAGCAGCAGCAGCAGCAGCAGCAGCAGCAGCGCGAGCGUGGCACAGAUUCCGACACAGCCGCCGAGCCCCUGAUAUCUGAAACGCAGCCGAGCGCCGGAACCGGUGCCGGCCGCCGGCCGCUGGAACCACACUGCGCGGACCCGCCGCUUUCUUUCGAGCUCUGCGUGGCCCACUCGGGCCGGCGGCAAGGCCCGCCCAGCCGCGUGUCUGUGCUCUUGUUUGAAGACCCGGUGCGCACACGGCACCGCCCGGAGCUUGUCGCCAAGCGCCGCAAGCUUUCGGGCCAGUUGUUCGCGGCAUAUACUAACCGAGAAGCCAGCAUUGCCCAGGCCAGGGCCAACUUCAGCCAGCCGAGCCCCGACGACCGGGUGCUCCGUGCGCAGAAACAGGCGUUUGAGCAGGGGGUCCAGGAGUUGAGUCUCGGCGGGGCCAAAGGCGGGGCCAAAACGGACAUCAGGACGGACGCCGCCACGGGCCCCAAAGCCGGCGGCAAGGCGCCGCGGCACGCAACCAAGCCGUUCAAGAACAUCGACGUGCGUAGCGAGCUCGCGCAAAACCCGCGUUUCGCCAAGCCCAGCGAGGCGUUUGUCAUCAUCGGCCACGUGGACGCCGGCAAGCUGACGCUCAUGGGCCGCAUCUUGUACGACACCGGCACCGUGGACGCCAAGACCGUCAACAAGUUGGUGCGCGAGGCCGAGAAGUCGGGCAAGGGCUCGUUUGCCUUGGCCUGGGUCAUGGACCAGACGGCCGAGGAGCGGGCGCGCGGCGUGACCAUCGACAUCUGCGCCACGGCGUUCGAGACCGCGUCCACGCGGUUCACGGCCAUCGACGCGCCGGGCCACCGCGACUUCGUGCCCCAGAUGAUUGGCGGCGUCUCGCAGGCCGACACGGCGCUCCUCGUGGUGGACGCCAUCAGCGGCGAGUUCGAGGCCGGCUUUCUCAUGGACGGGCAGACGAAGGAGCACGCGGUCAUCGCGCGCAGCUUGGGCGUCGCCAGCCUCGUGGUGGCCGUGAACAAGCUCGACAAGGAGAACUGGCGCGAGGCGCGGUUCCGGGACAUCUGCGAGCAGCUCGGCCAGUUCUUGGCCGGGCCCGACAUCGGCUUUGCCGCGGGCGACAUCUCGUUCGUGCCGGUGUCCGGCUUGACCGGGCGCAACGUGGUGCGCAACGACGGCGCCGCGCCCGAGUUCGCCUGGUACACGGGCCCCACGUUGGUGCAGCGCUUGGAGCAGCUUGGUGGGGAAUCCUCCGCCGCACGUGCGCCGGUGGACGUGAUCUUGGACAGCGCCUUCAGCAUGGCCAUCAACGACCUCUACGACGUGACGGGCGCGGAGUUCAAGGCCAAGGGCAGGGUGUCGCUGGGGCUGGUCCAGCCGGGGCAGACCGUGUGCGUCCACCCCACGGAGGACCUCUUGCAGGUGCAGGCCGUGCACUUUGCCGACACGCCCGCGGACGUGGCGGUGCAGGGCCAGAUUGUGCUGUUGACGUUCAAGGUGGCCCAGCUCCAGAACAAGAGCACCGCGGACUUGGCGCUCGGCGACAUUGUGCUGAGCGUGGUGUCGCCGGUGCGCUCCGUGCGUGAGUUCCGCGUGCACCUCAGCACGUUCGACAUGGCCAAGCCGCUCUUGGUGGGCACGCCGUUCGUGAUGUUCCGCAACAACGCGGCCGUGGCUGCGCGCAUCAACAAGGUGGUGCGCGUGGGCGGCGCCAAGACGAAGAAGAAGCACUUGGUGUCGCGCCAGGAGGCCGACGUUGUUGUGGAGGUGCUUGAGGACAGGCGGCUCCCGGUGGCGCGGUUUGACGACAGCCGGGCCUUGGGCCGGGUCGUGCUCCGCCGCGAGGGCGUGACGAUUGCUGCGGGCGUGGUCACGCGGGUGGACUAGCUGUGCUGCGCUAUGCACCUAUGUGGUUGUGGUUGUGGGUGUUUCCGGUGUUUUGGAGUUUGGGGCAUGCCCAGCUGCUCCAUUUCGCAACGGCAUGUGCACAUUCCGACGCGCUCCACGUACGACUGGCAGGGCGUGGGUUUGUGCUAGCAUUGUCAUUGGGACUGAUGGUGCUGUUUGACCAGGGAAUGCGCCAUCGGGAGAUGUCCGGCCACUACAGAAUCAUAGCCAUUGAAACACUCAAUCUAUAAUGAAGCACACAUCUUAUAGACAAUCUUCAAUACAGAAGCCUUC